UGCGGGGAUAGUCCCUGUCUAAUGCACUCCACUGUCUUGGCUUUAAGCGAUGCUGCACCUUUAUGUCAUCAACGUUGAUGCAAUUAGUGAUGCUAUAUAUAUUUCGUCACGGUCCUGGGAUGGUUUUGAACGAAUUAGAUAAGGUGCUUGACAAACAAAUUGAGACAACAUGUGGCUGCAGUCUACUGUCUGGGCUCUUCUUGCUACUGCUGCUGAGCUGGCACAUGCAAGAGGUCCGUUCCUUCAGAUCUUGAACGCGACGCAUUCGGUGAUUGGGAAUGACCACUGGAACGUCACCCAAGGUUUUGCAUAUGCGACGAAGUUGUACCAUAAGAACCAGGAUCUAGUCGGCAAUGCUGUUGGACACUACGUGAGCUACAGUCUGUCUCCCACCAGUAACCACCCAGUUAUAGAUAUAUUGACAGUAUUUCCAGAUGGCGCCGCAAGCGAUCUCAAUUGGACAUCUCCUACAAUUGUUCGCCGCGGACAUGACUUCAUUGAUGUCUCAUUCACUGCUAUAGAAGGCGACUUUCAUUGGAUAAUAAGAAGAGAUCUCGUCGGCGCAUACCAAUACUUCGUAAACCGUGCGCUGCCCACUCUCGGUGAAUUCCGCAGUCUCUGGCGCCUCGACAACACUUCCUUCCCGAACGGACACACGAGUAUCAAAGAUGAAGCACUCCCGCCGCUAUCAGAUUAUGGCAUCUCGACCAAGAUCCAAGAUGAGACGUGGCAGCGCGCUGAUGGGUCGUAUAUCACCAAAUACGACUGGAGCAGCUUCAUCCGCGAAGAGAAGUUCUACGGCGUGUAUGGCCCUGACUUCGGGAGCUGGUACAUCUAUCCCGGUAAAGACGAAUACAAUGGUGACCACCUGAAGCAGGAGCUCAUGGUACACCGUGAGUCCUCAACAGGCGAUGCGGUUCAACUGAAUAUGCUGCACGGGACACAUUUUCAGUCCUCUCCUAGUGACACAUUCGCUGUGGGAAAGACGUGGGGUCCGUGGUUGUGGUAUCUCAACGACGGCAACAAAAGAGAUGCAGCCGCGCGCGCGGCAAGAGAAUACGCGGCGUGGCCAUAUAAAUGGUUCGACGACGCAGUGUACCAGUCCCGAGGCGCAGUGUCUGGCGUUCUGAAGCUCGACGACGGUUCUCCUGCAAGUAAUGCAGCCAUCUUUCUUGGUGACAACAACUCGAACAAAUCGAGUUUAGAGAUGGGCUCGAAAAACUACUACACCACCUACGCAGACGAGCGUGGGCGCUUCUCUUUCCGCGAUGUCCGAGCCGGCACGUAUGGCCUCCGAGCCUGGUCCACCGGGGGCCGGCACUUUAACGUGCCCGGGUUUUACCUACAGAACGAUGUCUCCGUUGUCUCAUCUCGCUACACGGACCUUGGUCGUAUAGUCUGGAAACCACGCUACAAAGAAAGAAGCGAGAUUUUCCGUGUCGGAUCGUUUGAUCGUAAGACGAUCGGCUUCGCGCACGGCGGCGCCCCUUACACGCACGGCUCAUCAGACCUCUGCCCGGACAAUCUCAACUACACAGUUGGAAGGAGUAGGACCGAAGACUGGUGCUUCGCACAAACAGCCAAUGGGUCUUGGGCCGUCAACUUUGAAAUGUCUUGGCGCGAAUCCGUGCGGAGAGCGAACUCGACGGCACUUUUGACCGUGAGCUUGGCAGGAUAUUCGACAGGUACGAGUUCGACAAUAUUCGUGAAUGACGCAAAGGUGGGCAAUUUGACGUCGGGUGGCGGUAGUACGACGGACUAUAACAAGGGAUUGCAGAAUGAUCCGGGCUUGUAUAGGAGUGCGACUACGGCUGGACAAUGGCGGCAAUUUGAGUUCGAGCUACCUUCGGGAAGUCUGAAGGCAGGAUGGAACAGGUUGGAGUUUCGAGUGGAAAGAAGCACGAGAUGGAGAGGAUUUAUGUGGGAUGCAGUAGCGCUAGCAUGGUUGUAAUCUAUUUGAUGUAGAUGCCAGUGUCAAUGAGUACUGAAAUAAG
Pseudovirgaria hyperparasitica is the source of this 1994-nucleotide messenger RNA. RefSeq names its product putative rhamnogalacturonase. Gene Ontology annotation, biological process: carbohydrate metabolic process. The transcript has a single exon. Lineage: Eukaryota; Fungi; Ascomycota; Dothideomycetes; Acrospermales; Acrospermaceae. Bases 170 to 1951 code for a protein of 593 amino acids. Gene Ontology annotation, molecular function: catalytic activity; carbohydrate binding. The record is from RefSeq and is a predicted model, not a curated record.